Molecule: messenger RNA, 726 nt
Organism: Cooperia oncophora
Lineage: Eukaryota; Metazoa; Nematoda; Chromadorea; Rhabditida; Trichostrongylidae
Source: the annotation of a GenBank genome assembly
AUGAAGGCAUUCCAUGGAGAAAACCUGAAAAUGCACCACGCCAAUGAAGCAAAAAUCGAAAAAAUCGAUUUGAAAAUGAGUCUUCUAAAUGCUCGUAUCGAUCAGAUGGACAAGGAUUUCCGAAACGAAAUCAAGCAGCUACGAGACCAUCUAUCCCCCAUGAAUACCACACAACUAUCCCUCGACGUCAAAGGUCUCUGCGAACAAUUCGAAGAACUUAAACUUCGUCUCUCCAGUAUCGAUGUAGCAAGGAUCACAACCCGUACCGAGCAGCCCAGUCACGACGAUACAGCAAGGACCACCGCCAGCAUGGAGCAACCGAGAUCUGAGCUGGAUAGAAUUCGAAGGCAACUGGUCGAAACAGAGAAGGAGCUCCAGACGAUUCGGAAUGAAACGCAUGAAGUCAACGCGCUGAUUGAGAAGGAAAGGCAAAGGGACCGGAGCACUGCGGCUCUCGACGACUUGAAGGUGAAAGCGACGCCGCCUCCAGUCAAAGGAGUCGAGACUAGAACAGGAAAUGGAAGACCUCGAGAGACGACUCGAAAGGGAAAGCACAGAAGCUCCGCUCGCUCAAGCUUACGUGGCAACAUGCAGGAAAAACGAAAGGAUGAAAGCAUCAACAUAAGGAAGAUGACCACGAUAGCAGAAGACGAGAUGGACGUGAAUCCAGACAUCGACGAAGCUCGACUUCUUCACGCGAUCACGGUUGCAAUUAAACGAUGGUAA